Messenger RNA from Solanum verrucosum, 1137 nucleotides. RefSeq names its product type I inositol polyphosphate 5-phosphatase 8-like. The record is from RefSeq and is a predicted model, not a curated record. The coding region runs from base 2 to 1126 and encodes 374 amino acids. The transcript has 6 exons. Lineage: Eukaryota; Viridiplantae; Streptophyta; Magnoliopsida; Solanales; Solanaceae. Gene Ontology annotation, biological process: phosphatidylinositol dephosphorylation. Gene Ontology annotation, molecular function: phosphatidylinositol-4,5-bisphosphate 5-phosphatase activity; inositol-polyphosphate 5-phosphatase activity; phosphatidylinositol-3,4,5-trisphosphate 5-phosphatase activity.
GAUGUUCGUGGGGACAUGGAAUGUAGGAGGCAAGUCACCACAAGAAGAAUUGAACUUGGCUGAUUGGUUGAAUUCUAGUGCACCAGCCGAUAUUUAUGUCCUCGGGUUCCAGGAAAUUGUCCCUCUAAAUGCAGGCAAUGUACUAGGUCCAGAGGACAGUGGACCAGCUUCCAAGUGGCUAUCGUUGAUUCGCCAAACUUUGAACAAUGACACAAACACCUCCGAUCUUUCUCCUAAUUACAACAACACCCCUAACUCCGAGCUCCCGUCCCUUGAUGACUUGCACUACCAACAAUCUAGUCUGAAACCAAGGGUCAGCUUCUCGGACUGGGAGAGGCUGAACCACGACGUAUCUCCUAGUCCAAAGUGCUUAUCAAAUCGAUAUUAUUAUAACUCUUCUAGCCAAGGGAAAAAUAGUAAAUAUUGCUUAGCCGCAAGCAAACAAAUGGUUGGGUUAUUUUUGUGCAUAUGGACUCGUAAAGACUUGUAUCAACACAUUACCAAUUUGAAGGUUUCAUGUGUUGGAACAGGUAUCAUGGGCUAUCUUGGAAAUAAGGGUUCGAUAUCGAUCAGUAUGACAUUGCACCACAAGACAUUUUGUUUCGUUUGUACUCAUUUGGCAUCUGGAGAAAAAGAAGGCGAUGAGAUUAAAAGAAAUUCUCAUGUCAUGGAGAUAUUGAAGAAAACAAGAUUCUCCGAUAUAGGAAAAUCUCACAUUUUGGAUCAUGACAAGAUAAUUUGGCUUGGAGAUUUGAAUUAUCGUCUUGCAUCGGGUUGCGAGGACACGUACGAAUUGGUUAAAAAUAGUGAUUGGGAAACACUUCUGGAGAAAGAUCAGUUAAGGAUAGAGCAAAGAGCAGGAAGAAUAUUUAAUGGUUGGAAGGAAGGAAGAAUUUACUUUGCACCAACAUACAAAUACCUCUAUAAUUCUGACCAUUAUGUUGCUCAUACAUGUACAUCCAAGGAAAAGACAAGGACCCCUGCCUGGUGUGACAGGAUAUUAUGGAAAGGUGAAGGACUAAAGCAAAUAUGUUAUGUUAGAGGUGAAUCAAAAUUCUCAGAUCACAGACCAGUUUAUUCACUUUUCUCUGUAAAUAAUAAUAUUACCCAAAAAUUACCACAGUAAAAAAUAAUAUU